GCAGACCUCAAACCAGAGCUUAGUCCCGCCUGACGGCGGCGGCGGUGGCGCAUUAGGUCGGCUAGUGUUCUUUAUUCAUCUCUCCGACGGCGACGGCGACAUGAUGCAGCGUGUUCUCGCCCCCUCUCAAUGAAUCGUCUUCCGCAGCAGGAGUUGGUGUGCGGAGCCACCCCCGAGCCAGUCAGCCUGAGGAGAAGAGCUAACAUGGGCCAUGAAAGUGUGGUGCCAAGUCCUCUGCCGUUGCUUUCAUCGGAAGAUAUUACAAAAAAAAUCCCUAGAACUAUGGAUCAGAAGCUGGGGCACCUGCAAACCACUGCAACUGCUUCCCAACUUGGCUGCCAAUCUCAAGACCGAGCUACAAGUGGACUCUCCUUCCACGGUUGACAAGCUCCAUCAUUUCACGCUGCAGGUCCUUUUUUUUUGCAAGGCGAAUGAUAAAAUAUAAUCGCCACAUACCGACGAAGACUUGACCCCGCUGCAAGGAAAAAGUGGAUCCAUAUCUGUCCAUAUCUUGAUCACUAUACAUGAUUUCCAUUCCGACGACGACGACGACUUGACCUGGCCGCCGGCAAGUAGCUCUUGUCAAGAAUGUCCACUAGCUCGUGAAGUACAAGUGUAGGAUUAAACAGCAAGGCUCCAGCACUCGCCACCCACACCCACGCAAGAACAAACCAACGUACACUCGAGGAAGAAGAGCUCUCUCAAGUUCAGCCAUGGCGGACCUGACGGUCGGGCUGGCCAAGUCGGUGGUGGAGGGGACGCUGAGCAAGGCCCAUGCGGCGAUUCAGGAGGAGGCUAAGCUGCGGCAGAGCGCGCAGCGCGACCUGGUGUUCAUCACGGGCGAGUUCGAGAUGAUGAGGUCCUUCCUCAAUGUGGCCAACGCGGAGCGCGUGGAGAAUCCGGUGGUGCGGACCUGGGUGCGGCAGAUCCGCGAGCUGGCCUACGACGUUGAGGACUGCAUCGAGCUCGUCGUCCACCUGGACAAGGACAAGACGAGCUUCUGGUUCCGCCUCCGUCGGCUCUGCGUCCCCUGGGCUCCGGCGAGGAUGCCGGCGCUGGACCAGGCCGUGGACGAGAUCGAGCAGCUGAAGGCAAGGGUGGCGGACGUGAGCACCAGAAACGUGCGCUACAGCCUCAUCAGCGACACCGGAUCCAAGCCCGUCGUGCAGCAGCAGCUACCGGCCGCAGCCACCGGCGGCACGGUGGCCGCGGCCAAUAUGCUCGCCGAGGCCAGGGACGCCGCAAGGAGAGUGCAGGGCCUCGGAGGCGGCGACCUCACCCAGCUGAUCACCAAGAAUGUCGGCGCCGGCCUUCAGGUGAUCUCGGUGUGGGGGUCAGGUGGCGACCAUGGGACGGCCUCCAUUAUCAUGAAGACGUACGGUGACACAGAGAUCUGCAGUGACUUCACCUACAAGGCCUGGGUGACGCUCACGCACCCGUUCAGUCCCCAUGACUUGGUCCGGAGCUUGAUGCUUCAGUUCUGCCUAGAAGAAGAGCAAAGUAUGGAUGUCCCAACGAUGAUGCAGGCCACACAAGAAGUUCUCUUCAAGAACUUCCAGGAGAUUGUCACAGAGAAGAGGUACCUCGUCGUCGUGGAAGACCUGUCGAACAUGGCGGUGUGGCAUGCUUUCAAGAAGUUCCUUCCUGACAGGAGGAAAGGCAGCUGGAUCAUCGUGUCCACGCAGCAACCCGAGAUAGCAACCUUGUGCGUCGGGCACUCGUACCAGAUACUGGAGCUGAAGCACUUCUCAACCGAGCACUCCGUGUGUGCCCUUUUCAACAAGGGUUCUUUUGCCGAUGGAGAUAAUGCCAACAAACCAGUGGCGGAGGGUUCUCACAGUGAUGGCGAUAAAGGAAAAAAACCAGUGGUGGAGGAGUCUUAUUCCCUCGUUGGACGUGAUUCGCUAAUAGAUCAACUUCGUCAGUAUCCAGCAAAAGCACGUAUAAACUCAUGUCAAGUUAUGUCUGUAUGGGGGAUAGCUGGUGUUGGGAAAUCAGCUCUUGUCAAAAAUCUAUUUGAUCACACAUGUUACACGGGGCAAUUUGAAAAGUACAAUUGGGUGGAUGUACCUCAUCCCUUUAAUUUAAGGGACUUCCAUCGGAGCAUACCUUUGGACUUUCGUCUUGAAACACAAAGUUGGCUCAUUGUUAUUGAUGAUAUCAAGUCCAAACAGGAAUGGGACUUGAUGCAGAGUUCCUUGUUACCUAGAUCCUCCAGGAGCGUUAUUAUCAUCAUUACAACUGAAGCAAGCAUUGCUGCAUAUUGCUCCAGUGGGGAAGAGCUUGUGCUUAAUGUCAAAGGUCUAGAAGCUGCUGCUGCCUCAAGUCUCUUCGAAAAGGUAUGCAGGACUACUCCAUCAUCCUCAACGGUCCAGGAAGAUACGCGAGUAAAAGAACUUAUUUCCAAGUGUGGAGGUCUUCCCAAAGUGAUAGUUGCUAUAGCAGACGUAUUGAACAAACAGACGGUCACGUGGAUGAAUACUGUGGUUUCUUUGAAUGAGAGAUUUAUGCACCAUCUGGAGAGAAAGCCCGACUACAGUCUACGCGACCUAUUUGGUUGGCUGAAUUCCUACUUCAGUACUUGCCCAGAUUCACUCAAGCCAUGUAUCUUCUAUGUGUCAAUCUUUCCUCGAGACCACCCCAUUCGGCGAAGACGAUUAGUAAGGCGGUGGAUUGCAGAGGGCUACUCCAGGGAUGGUGAUGAUGACUCUGCAGAGGAUAGAGGGGAGAAGCAGUUCUGCGAGCUACUUGAUCUGAGCAUAAUUCAUCAGGUACCACACUUAGCGACGAACACAUUGAUCGACACAAGGAUGGUGCUGUGUCAGGUCAAUGGUUUCAUCCGCGAGUACAUCAUCCCGCGGCGGAAGGAAGAAAACCUUGUGUUUGAGCUAGGGCAUAAUUGUGUCCUAGCCACCGAACGCACAGGUCGCCAUCUUAUCAUAUUGCGCGACUGGAAUAGAGACAUAAUUGUGUUCGAGAGCAUGGAUUUUUCCCGGCUACGGUCACUGACAGUGUUUGGGAAGUGGGAACCAUUCCUCAUAUCUGAAAAUAUGAAGCUUCUUCGGGUACUUGAUUUAGAGGAUGCAGAUGGCCUAAAGUUUGAAGAUCUUGAGAACAUAGUAAAAUGGUUGCAUCGCCUCAAGUUCCUCUCACUUCGAGGACAGCGUGAGAUCCACCAUCUGCCAGGUAAUAUGGAUCAUCUGAGGCAGUUACAGACUUUGGAUGUCAGGGGCACCUCCAUAGUCAUCUUGCCAGAGAACAUCACCAAGCUACAGAAGUUGCAGUACAUUCGUGCCGGCAGCAGCGAUAUCCCAACAACAGCAACACCUAGUGCACUGAGUUGGCUACCAGAGUUCUGCAGAUGCAGUCGUGUAGUCGGUGUUGUGGUGCCUACAGGGAUUCGGAAACUAACGGCAUUGCACACGCUUGGCAUUGUCAAUGUGGCUGCUUCAGGAGGGAAGACCAUGGUGAAAGCCCUCAAGAAGCUCACCCAGCUGCACAAACUCGGAGUGUCCGGCAUCAACAGGAAGAACAUCAAGGAUUUCUCCUCUGCAAUCAAGGAUCAUGUCAAUCUGGAAUCCUUGUCAGUGCAUCUCGAUAAGGACAAUCAAGGUUGCCUGGAUGGCAUUGCUCUUCCUCUGGGCAAACUGCGAAGCCUUAAACUGUAUGGACUUAAUGAAAGCUUGCCACAGGGGAGUGAUCAGCUUAAAAUGCUCAGAAAACUGGAUCUAGAGAUGCACACCUUAUCACAAAGUGACAUUAAGUUACUUGGCGAGCUUCCAAAACUAUGUAUUCUACGCCUUAGUGUCAAGCAGCCCAGCCUCAAUUUUAUCUCCAAACAUGAUGCAAGUGAGUUGUUCAGCUAUGAAAAGGUUAAGAUCCUCGAGAUUUCUUGUAGCUCCAGCUUAUUAUCUUUGGAAUUUGGCGCAAAGUCGAUGAAAACUCUUGAGCUGCUCAAGCUUGACUGCUCCAGCGGUACGCCAUAUGAUUUUACUACUAGCAUGGUUUUUUUAUCUGAGCUCAAGGAAGUCUCGCUUAUUGGUAUCCAUGGUGAAACAUGCAAGACUAAUCUGGCGAACAAACUUUGUGACUACACAAAGAAACCUGUUCUGAAGGUGGAGGAACUACCACGUUCAUCCUGAAUGACUAUUUUUUUAUUAUCUCACUAAUUCUUUCUUACCUAGCAAUUGCCCGCUCCUGUAGGGUUUGUAUAACCUUUUUGUACAUGUUAUGUCAUUUUUAUUGACUGCAUGCAUGUAUUCGUCACAAUACAGCUAAAGAGCUUUGAUUAAGGGAGUAUUUAUUGAAGCAAAAAAUCGCA
This is a messenger RNA of Lolium perenne, 4321 nucleotides long. RefSeq names its product disease resistance protein RGA4-like. Gene Ontology annotation, molecular function: ADP binding. The record is from RefSeq and is a predicted model, not a curated record. Gene Ontology annotation, biological process: defense response to other organism. NCBI's taxonomy places the organism in Eukaryota, Viridiplantae, Streptophyta, Magnoliopsida, Poales, Poaceae.